Coregonus clupeaformis (lake whitefish) is the source of this 873-nucleotide messenger RNA. Its product is annotated as pleiotropic regulator 1-like. Gene Ontology annotation, molecular function: protein binding. Lineage: Eukaryota; Metazoa; Chordata; Actinopteri; Salmoniformes; Salmonidae. Gene Ontology annotation, biological process: mRNA splicing, via spliceosome. Gene Ontology annotation, cellular component: catalytic step 2 spliceosome; precatalytic spliceosome; Prp19 complex. The record is from RefSeq and is a predicted model, not a curated record.
AUCUGGGACCUGGCCAGUGGUAAGCUAAAGCUCUCCUUAACGGGACACAUCAGCACGGUGCGCGGCGUGGCCGUGAGCACCAGGAGCCCCUACCUGUUCUCCUGCGGUGAAGACAAGCAGGUCAAGUGCUGGGAUCUGGAGUACAACAAGGUGAUUAGGCACUACCACGGCCACCUCAGCGCCGUGUACGACUUGGACCUGCACCCAACCAUCGACGUGCUGGUCACAUGCAGUCGAGAUGCCACAGCCAGGGUGUGGGAUAUCAGGAGCAAAGCCAACGUGCACACCCUGUCCGGACACACCAACACAGUGGCCACAGUCAGAUGCCAGGCCGCCGAACCUCAGAUCAUCACCGGGAGCCACGACUCCACCAUCAGGCUAUGGGAUCUGAUAGCUGGGAAGACCAGAGCCACACUCACCAACCACAAGAAGUCUGUCAGAGCACUGGCCCUACAUCCCAGACAGUAUACCUUAGCCUCUGGCUCUGCCGACAACAUCAAGCAGUGGACGUUCCCCGACGGCAACUUCAUCCAGAACCUCUCUGGACACAACGCCAUCAUCAACGCAAUGGCGGUCAACUCAGACGGCGUGCUGGUAUCAGGAGCUGACAACGGCACCAUUCACCUGUGGGACUGGCGGACAGGCUACAACUUCCAGCGUAUCCACGCUGCCGUGCAGCCCGGCUCGCUGGACAGCGAAUCGGGAAUCUUCGCCUGCAUGUUCGACCACUCAGAGAGCAGGCUGAUCACGGCCGAGGCCGACAAGACCAUCAAGGUGUACAAAGAGGACGACACCGCGACUGAAGAAAGCCACCCAAUCAUGAAACCGGAGAUCCUCAAGAGGAAAGAUUCCAUGUUUGCUGCCACCCCUUGA